Messenger RNA from Diospyros lotus (date-plum), 588 nucleotides. RefSeq lists its product as uncharacterized. The transcript has 2 exons. Bases 89 to 301 code for a protein of 70 amino acids. The record is from RefSeq and is a predicted model, not a curated record. Lineage: Eukaryota; Viridiplantae; Streptophyta; Magnoliopsida; Ericales; Ebenaceae.
CAAAUUUGAGCCCCUGCAGCGGCAACUCGCCUUAUCUGGAAGACAAAACUAUAACUUAGAGAGAGAAAGAGUGGGAGCGGCGAAGAAAAUGGGCGCUGGAAUGGAAGUUGCUCUUCCCGUACUGGGAAUAGUAGCAGCUGCCGCUGUUACCUUCUACGCAGUCAGCUUUGCGGAACUUAGGGAGAAAUCAUUCAGAGAUUUGGAGGAAUCUGAAGAAUCUGAGAAUGGAGGAUUCAAGUCAUCCCUCAGCUCAAGAGAGCGGCGUGCCAGAAGAAAGGCUGAAAAAGAAUCCAAGACUUGACCAAUCAAACGACUGCUGUGCUGUUCCAUGAAAAAGAAUCAAUUACGAAUUAGGUUUGCUGCCAGCUAUUAUGAAUUAAGAAUUUUUUUUUCUUAAACAUCUCUGGAAAUCUCAGCAGUUCUAUCUUCUUGUCUCGUUACACAACUGCCUUGCCCGCAAAAUGAUUAGAAGAUUGUGAAGAGCCUUUAUAGCCUUAUCUCCUCUUCUUUUGAUGCGCAUCUUAAGAUACUGUAACAUUAUCCACGAAUCCCCAAUAUAAAUAUAAAUAUAAAUUUAAGCCUGAGUAA